Molecule: messenger RNA, 5528 nt
Organism: Strigops habroptila (Kakapo)
Lineage: Eukaryota; Metazoa; Chordata; Aves; Psittaciformes; Psittacidae
Gene: GIT2
Product: GIT ArfGAP 2
Exons: 20
Coding region: 71-2257 (728 amino acids)
Biological process (GO): regulation of ARF protein signal transduction; brain development
Molecular function (GO): protein binding; GTPase activator activity
Source: RefSeq, a predicted model, not a curated record
GCGCUGCUGGCUGGCGGGGCCGGCGCGGGGCCCGUUGCGGCGGCGGGAAGCGGGCGGCGCCGCGCGCGCCAUGGCGAAGCGGCUGAGGAGCAGCGAGGUGUGCGCGGACUGCAGCGCCCCGGAUCCCUGCUGGGCAUCGAUAAACAGGGGGAUUCUGAUCUGUGACGAGUGCUGCAGUGUUCAUCGAAGUCUGGGGCGUCACAUCUCUCAAGUGAGGCAUCUCAAGCACACCCCAUGGCCUCCAACACUGCUGCAGAUGGUGGAAACGCUGUAUAAUAACGGUGCAAACUCCAUAUGGGAACAUUCCUUGCUGGACCCUGCCUCUGUUAUGAGCGGGAGGCGCAAAGCAAGCCCACAGGAUAAAGUGCAUCCCAAUAAAGCAGAAUUCAUUAGAGCUAAGUAUCAAAUGUUGGCGUUCGUUCAUCGCUUGCCGUGCCGUGAGGAUGACAGCGUCACUGCCAAAGACCUCAGUAAGCAACUCCAUUCCAGUGUGAGGACAGGGAACCUGGAGACGUGUCUGCGACUGCUCUCCUUGGGAGCUCAAGCCAACUUCUUUCACCCUGAGAAAGGCAACACCCCGCUCCACGUGGCUGCCAAGGCAGGGCAGACUCUACAGGCAGAGUUAUUAGCGGUUUAUGGCGCUGAUCCUGGCACGCAAGAUUCCAAUGGGAAAACUCCGGUUGACUAUGCAAGGCAAGGGGGGCAUCACGAGCUGGCAGAGCGCCUGGUGGAGAUCCAGUAUGAGCUCACAGACAGGUUGGCUUUCUACCUCUGUGGCAGGAAACCAGAGCAUAAAAACGGACAGCACUUUGUGAUACCUCAGAUGGCAGACAGGCGGCUUCUAGAUUUAUCAGAACUCGCAAAAGCAGCCAAGAAGAAGCUUCAGUCUCUAAGCAACCACUUAUUUGAAGAACUUGCCAUGGAUGUCUACGAUGAAGUUGACAGGAGGGAGACAGACGCAGUGUGGCUUGCUACUCAGAACCACAGUACGCUUGUGACAGAGACCACAGUGGUCCCUUUUCUUCCUGUAAAUCCUGAAUAUUCCUCAACCAGGAAUCAGGGAAGGCAGAAACUGGCUCGAUUUAAUGCCCAUGAAUUUGCUACGUUAGUUAUAGAUAUUUUAAGUGAUGCCAAACGGAGGCAACAGGGGAAUCCUCUCUCUGGUUCAAAAGAAAAUGUGGAACUGAUUCUCAAAUCCAUCAGCAACCAGCAUAGUAGUGAGAGUCAGGACAAUGACCAGCCUGAUUAUGACAGCGUUGCUUCCGAUGAGGAUACGGAUCUGGAAACAAAUGCAGCUAAAUCAAACAGGCAGAAGAGCCUGGAUUCAGACUUGUCGGAUGGACCAGUGACAGCCCAAGAAUACAUGCAAGUUAAAAAUGCAUUGGUGGCUUCUGAGGUGAAGAUUCAGCAGUUAAUGAAAGUGAACAUCAACCUGAGUGAUGAGCUGAGGAUCAUGCAGAAAAAGCUUCAAACGCUACAGAGUGAAAAUACCAACCUCAGAAGACAGGCCACAACCAAUAUAUAUCAGGUCCAAAGUGGUUCUGAGUACACAGACCCCACCAACAAUUCUUCUUUAAAGCGGCGACCAUCUGCACGCGGUAGCAGACCCAUGUCCAUGUAUGAGACUGGAUCGGGUCAGAAACCCUACCUCCCCAUGGGAGAGGUCCCAUACCCAGAAGAAAGCAUAACACGGCUGCAGCCUUUCCCUCCACAUGCCUCCAAGCUGGAGAAGCAGAGCAGCGUGUCCGAGGGCGACUACGACAACCCCACCACCCCCCUGGAGCUGGAGGAGCCGGGGUCGGGCAGGAAGGGCCGGCAGAGGAGCAUCAUCUGGCAGGGGGAGGGAUCCAUCCCUGAAGACACGGACACAGCUCCCAGCUCCAGUUUGCCCAGUACAGAAGAUGUGAUUCGGAAAACUGAGCAGAUCACUAAGAACAUCCAGGAGCUGCUGCGGGCGGCGCAGGAGAACAAGCACGACAGCUAUAUACCGUGCUCCGAGAGGAUACAUGUGGCAGUAACAGAAAUGGCAGCCUUGUUCCCAAAAAAACCCAAGUCGGAGCUGGUCAGGACUUCUUUGCGCCUGCUGACAUCUAGUGCCUACAGACUCCAAUCCGAGUGCAAAAAGACGCUCCCCGUGGAGACGUGCCCCGGCACCGACAUCCAGCUGGUCACGCAGCAGGUCAUCCAGUGCGCCUACGACAUCGCCAAGGCAGCCAAGCAGCUGGUCACCAUCACAACCAAAGAGAACAACAACUGAGUCACCCUUGGCUUUAUAGUCCUAUUUUAUAAAGGUUGGAUUGCAAACAUAGGUGUGGAACUGUUCCCGUUUUUAUGAGGAAGAACUAAAAGGGGCAAGAAACUUAUUUUAAGAAACCCUCAGUAUUAUUUUUGCAUGUUUUCUAACAAUUUUAUGAUUAAUUUAACCCACUGCCUUAUUUUGUGCCUGUGUUGCCAGUUUAGUUACAGGUAAUAGCAUGUUGCAACUAGCUGUCGAGCCAAUACCGCGUACCAGCAUCGUCUCAAGCUCUCGCUAGAUGUUUCCUUGGGGGCCACGUUCUGCUUUCAGAUAGCACUUUGCAAAACUCCCACUGGAGUCACCACGUGCACCAGCGGGCCGCAUCCUGCCCCUGGGGCUCUCUGUCCUGGAGCUGUACAUGUCCUGAUGGUGCUGACUGAGAACCCUGCAGCAAAAGAGGCUCCGAAGGCUCCAGGACUGUAACUGGCUGCCGUCCCGAUGGAGGAGUAUGAGCCGAGUAGUAUCUGUUCCCAUAUCAACUGUUGUGCAAUAAUACGUUCUUAGUCUGCUAAAACAAGGAGUAGUUGUGGGCAUCCAAGCUUAUGACAUGUAACUAUACAAGGUCUUUGUCACUUUAUCUGUUUUUUGGAAGGAAUUUGAAACUUAGUAGUUCUUUCUUUUAGUUGUCACUAUGCCAUUAAUAUAUAUGUUUGAUGUUACUUUAGGGCAUUAGUGGUUAAAAUAUUAUCCUUUGUUUCUGAUUUAAUAAUUGAUUCUUCAGUUUCCUACAGAAUUUUACUGUCAGCUUCAAGCACCCUCUGGUUGGCAGCAGCAUCUCUCAGUGACUCCAGAUGCAAUUUCACUAAAGAUCUCUGUACUCAUUGAGAAAGAAAGGAAGUUAGAAGAGUGCCAGUGCAAAGCAGCUGUAUCUGCCAUAGCACAGAACCUCCGUACCUCAAUAGCCAAAUGUGAAAAGAGCUCUUCUAUCCAGUAAGUUUUAUGCAAAUCUUUCAACAUUUUGGGAGCUAGAUACGGAGUGCCCCGGGUGGGCUGCGUGUCAGAGAGGCAGCGGGGUCACAAAUGUCACUGUGUGUUUUGGGGCUUUUCAUUCAUAACAGUUCACAAAGCUUCCAAAAAUGUGUCAGUCCAGAAUUUCAACAAUUAAGAGGUUUUUUUGGGAGUCUAAAUUCCAUGGACAGGGGAAAUAUCACUAAUUUUCCUCUGCUGGUUCCCAUUUGUCUCUAAAUUGGAGAGACAUCAAUUUGAUAGAUGGACCACUUGGUGGAUAAAGAACUGGCUCGAUGGCCGCAUGCAAAGAGUUGUGGUAAAUGGCUCGAUGUCCAGUUGGAAACCUGUAACGAGUGGUGUCCCUCAGGGAUCGGUGUUGGGACCGGUCCUGUUCAACAUCUUUGUCGGCGACAUGGACAGUGGGAAUGAUGCGCCCUCAGCAAGUUUGCCGACGACACCAAGCUGUGUGGUUCCGUUGAUACGCUGGAGGGAAGGGAUGCCAUCCAGAGGGACCUUGACACGCUUGUGAGGUGGGCCGAUGCCAACCUUAUGAAGUUUAACCAAGCCAAGUGCAAGGUCCUACACCUGGGUCGGGGCAAUCCCAGGCACUGCUACAGGCUGGGCAGAGAAGAGAUUCAGAGCAGCCCUGCAGAAAAGGACUUGGGGGUGUUGGUUGACGAGAAGCUUAACAUGAGCCGGCAGUGUGCGCUUGCAGCCCAGAAAGCCAACCGUAUCCUGGGCUGCAUCAAAAGAAGCGUGGCCAGCAGGUCAAAGGAGGUGAUCCUGCCCCUCUACUCUGCUCUUGUGAGACCUCACUUGGAGUACUGUGUACAGUUCUGGUUCCUCAACAUAAAAAGGACAUGGAGCUGUUGGAGCGAGUCCAGAGGAGGGCCACGAGGAUGAUAAGGGGGCUGGAGCACCUCCUGUAUGAAGACAGGCUGAGAAAGUUGGGGCUGUUCAGCCUGGAGAAGAGAAGGCUGCGUGGAGACCUCAUAGCAGCCUUCCAGUAUCUGAAGGGGGUCUACAAGGAUGCUGGGGAGGGACUCUUCCUUAGGGACUGUAGUGGUAGGAGAAGGGGUAAUGGGUUCAAACUUAAACAGGGGAAGUUUAGAUUAGAUAUAAGGAAGAAGUUCUUUACAGUGAGGGUGGUGAAGCACUGGAAUGGGUUGCCCAGGGAGGUUGUGGAUGCUCCAUCCCUGGCGGUGUUCAAAGCCAGGUUGGACAGAGCCUUGGACCAUGUGGUUUAGGGCAAGGUGUCCCUGCCCAUGGCAGGGGGGUUGGAACUAGAUGAUCUUAAGGUCCUUUCCAACCCUUACGGUUCUAUGAUUCUAUGAUUCUAUUUGGAACUGUCCCAGUUGUCACUGCCAAGGAGCUGAGGUGGCAGCGGGGUUGGGGAGCUGUGAACGUUCAGAGCUUUCACAGACCCCUUUGGGUCGGAAACGCUGUUCCACAGCCCGGCUGCAGCGCAGGAUCUGCCCAAACCACGCACCCCUGCAGGCCUUCCAGUGAGAAACUGCCACAAACUCAACUUCAGAGGUUGGUUCCUUCUCAAGUCGAGUGUGUUUGUAUUUUCUCUGAACACUCAGUGCCAUAACACUGUUGGACAGCAGAUACUUGUAAAACCUACUUCAGAGUUAUGUUACUGGCAAUUAAAUACAGGGAUAACCUUGUAGGAGCUUUUCAUUAACCUGGCACCGUUGCCAGGCAGGAGGUGGUUCUUGAAGCCUCUCAGGCCACUGCUGUGUGCUUCUCUUAAGCAUAUCCUGCCUCAUUUCCAGGCCAGGGAAACACUGAGUUAUGUUGUCAUCUAUCAGCUGUUUAAACUUGCCUCUGGACCGAACCACACGGACACUCUGAGAGCUGCAAGCCCUUGUUCUUGCUACGCCAGCUCCAGAUUUUAUAAACCCAACCAUUUAGCUCUACCUUUAGCUAUAAAAUCAUGGUCAACCCAUAACUGAUGUCCUGUUCUGUCACCUAAACCCCAUUUCUGGCCACUUCCCUGCCUCCCAACAAACCUUUGUUGCAGGUUGGUGGUGGUCACACAGCACUGUGCCUCGGAUUUACAACACCCCAAAUAACAAAGGUGGUUGCAUCUUUUAUGACUAGAUCUCCCCUUUUUCCCCUCUAAACAAACUUUGCUCUUUCUUUACAAAAUGCUGCAUAGGAAAGUAAAAAAUUUAUUUGCCUUUUUUCCAAAACUUGUAUUUAUCAGUGUCAUUCUGUCUGUACAAUAUUUUGACUUACUCUUUUGUUUACAGUAUUACUAUAAAACGUUAAAACCCUU